AUGAAAAAAGUCACCACUAAUUACGCCUAUACUCCAAAGAACGAAGACAAGGCAGUAAGAGCAGCAAUGAAGAAUGCAAAGAUAAGUUUCAAGAACACGCACCAGACCGUAACCAUCCUCAGAGGAAUGUGGCUGGUCUCUGCCAUAAAAUACUUGGACGACGUUCUUGCCCACAAAAGGUGUGUGCCCAUGAAGAGAUUCAACGGGGGAGUGCCCAGAGUAGCACAAGCCAAAGAGUUUGGAGCGCUCCAGGGAAGAUGGCCAGAGAAGAGCGUCAUCCAGGCAAAGUGCAUGCUGAAGAACAUGCAGAACAUCGCUGUAGGAAAGGGCCUAGACAUCUCCAAAGUGAAGGUUACCCACGCACAGGUGAACAGAGCUCCUAUCAUCCACAACAGAACAUACAGAGCACACGGAAGAGUCACCGCAUGGAACAAGUCGCCUUGCCACAUUGAAAUCAUAGCUGAGGAGCAGCUGGGAGAGAUACCAGCAGAAACCGCAGUUAAGACAAUCGCACAGAAGAGAGCAGAGAGAAAGUUCAGAGCACUUGUUAUCAGCGGAAAGUUAAGAGGAGAGCAUAGGAAACAGAUGUUAAAAGAUUAA
Messenger RNA from Nematocida minor, 600 nucleotides. RefSeq names its product large subunit ribosomal protein L17e. Lineage: Eukaryota; Fungi; Microsporidia. Gene Ontology annotation, cellular component: cytosolic large ribosomal subunit; ribosome. The coding region runs from base 1 to 600 and encodes 199 amino acids. The record is from RefSeq and is a predicted model, not a curated record. The transcript has a single exon. Gene Ontology annotation, molecular function: structural constituent of ribosome. Gene Ontology annotation, biological process: cytoplasmic translation.